Messenger RNA from Lodderomyces beijingensis, 1869 nucleotides. Lineage: Eukaryota; Fungi; Ascomycota; Pichiomycetes; Serinales; Debaryomycetaceae. The record is from the annotation of a GenBank genome assembly.
AUGGCAGAAAGCAUCCAACAGGAGGCACUAGAGCAGUUUAAACUUGUCACUGGUGUAAAUCCAGGAGAAGAAGAAGAAGAACAGGAAGAUGUCAAACUCAAGAUCCUGCGCUUAUUGACGAUCCACGACUAUGACGUGAACAAUGCCGUGUCAACUUAUUUCGACACUGGCUUCGAGAGCGUCGAGAAUCCGGCAUUCACACCUACAGCAGAAGAAAGCAGUGCCAGCACUUCGGCAUUGGACACGUCCGGUUUCUUGGAUGCCAUCCCCGAUGAAGAAAUGACCCACCGCUCGUCUUCCAGCUCUUCGGCUCGACGUGAAAUGAUCAAUUUGCAGAAUCAAAUGAUUAUGAACUCGCUCAUACCGAGACUACCUAAAGCACCACAAAUCUCGAUGCGAUGGCAGUUGGAUGUGGGCAUUUACAGUUCCUUGAUUCAUGAUCGAGAAGAAAAGUUGAAAAAGGAGAAGAAGGAGCAGCAGGAGGAUGAUAAAGACAAAGACAAAGACAACGACGACGACUUGAAUGAAAAGACGAGACAGGUGUACAAUGAAAAGAAGGAGAAAAAGCCCCAACCCAAACCGAGAUCUGCCUCGAGUAUGAUUCACACGUUGUGGUUCAUACUAAUGCUUAUACCCAAAAAUUUCCUACUGAUGCUCAUCACCUCGAUCAAUUUCUUGUUUGGCUUUGGAUGGAGUGAUGACGAUGGCAGCAGUUUCCAAAAAUCGGGCUUGCUGUUUAAUUUUGACAAUUUCCACCCCAAUUACAAAUUCUUGAACAAGAUUUCAAAGCCCACGGUUGAAAAGUAUUCCCUUGCAGAAUCCGAAUUCAACAAUGUGCUCAAGUCGUGCCAGACAGAUUACCACUGGUUGUUUGUGAUCUUGACCAACGACUCAUCCGAGGGAGCAAACUUUGUGGAACUGCUCUUGCACAAUGAAACGUUUCAACUGUUGUUCAGCAAAUCCAAGGGCAGCAGCAGUUAUGACACCACCAAGAUUUUCGUUGGCAAUGUCGAUCGGUGCCCCGAGGCAUUUGAAGUGGCGAAAACUUAUAAAGUCAAGAAAUUGCCCUACGUGAUGCUCGUGGCCAACGUUUCUCCCGCACACGAUAUAAUGCCAUCAAUGUCCAUCGUUUAUAAAUCAAACUUGUCGCGACAGUUUAUAACGGGGGACGAACUAGAGAUUACCAUUCCAAAGAUUGUCAAGCAUUUGAGUCGAAAUUGUGAAAAAUUCAACCCGCAGUUGGUAUCUGCACGAUACGACAAACAAGAAAUGGAUUUCAGUCGAAUGAUUAGACAGCAACAGGAUGACGCCUAUGAAGAAUCACUUGUCAAAGACCGGGUUAAGAAAAAGCAGCGUGAAGAUGAGUUGAAAUCACAACGCGAGGCUGCAAGCUUGGUGAAUAUCAAGCGUUGGCUCUUGCUCGACUUGUUCAAGUCUGGUUUCCUUGACAAGUCCACCAAGGAUGGCGAGGAGAAAAGAAUGAGAGUAGCGGUUAAACUACCCAGUGGGAAACGAAUAGUUGACCAGUUUAAUAAAAACUUGACUAUCGUGGACUUCUACGUAUUUAUUGAGCUAAAGUUAUUUGUGGAGGAAUUGGUGACUGAAGUAGGGUCAGAAACAAAAUUGACCGAGCAAGUGGACUCCUUGAUGGAAGAGCUUGAAAUUAUGGAGCAUGUCAGGGAAAAGUUCACUACCGUUUAUGAGUAUUUUGCUGAAUACGAUUUCAAAUUCGACAUUGUACAGCCAUACCCAAAGAAAUUGAUCAAAGCUGAUGACUCCGUGGUUAUUGGAGAUGCGCCAGAUUUCAAAGGCGCCAAUUUCCUAGUGGAAUAUAAAAUGGAAGAUGAUGAAAGUGAAGAGGAGGAGUAA